Molecule: messenger RNA, 668 nt
Organism: Amoebophrya sp. A120
Lineage: Eukaryota; Dinophyceae; Syndiniales; Amoebophryaceae
Source: the annotation of a GenBank genome assembly
AUGGCCAAAAAGAGCCAGGGCGGCCAUGGGAUGAACAAAAAAAUGAAUCCCGAGCUAAUUCCCGAAAAAAAAACUUUUGAAAAACUUUUUAAAAGCUUUCACUUGGGGCACCAAAACAGUGCCGGUUUCAAGCAGAAUCCGCCGCGGGGAGCUUCGAGAAGGGAGGCCAGAAAAAAAGUUUUUUCGAACUCUUUUCGGGCUCAUUUCGGGCUCGCCGAAACAGCACAGCAUGCAAAAAAGUCGCAUUUUUUGGCCUCCGCCGUACCACCGUGCCAAAGUCAGCAUUGCUCCAGCGCCGAUGGUAUGCUGGUGGUGUUUUUUUGUUAUGUUUUGUCAAUGCCGGCACUUUUGCGAUGAAUGGGGUUCGCUUAGUCAAGCUUUUGGGUUUUUGGAUAUUAGAUCGGAUGGCGAAGGGAGGGAUAUGCGUGGGCUUGGGUCUUAGUUCCGGGAUGGGUUGGAGUUGGGGAUUGGUACUGGAUUGGGUAUCACUAUACUUAUUUCCCGACUUGAGAGACUACUCUCGGAAGCCACUCAGGCAGCAAUGCAAAUUCGGGAUGAGUUGGAGUGCGUCACGCCCCGCGAGGUAGAAGAAGAGGACUGCGACGCGACGCAGAAGAGGGGGGGGUUGUGGGAUUUAGAGCCGGCCGACUCGAGGAAGUGGAAGACGC